This is a messenger RNA of Cuscuta campestris, 1014 nucleotides long. The record is from the annotation of a GenBank genome assembly. NCBI's taxonomy places the organism in Eukaryota, Viridiplantae, Streptophyta, Magnoliopsida, Solanales, Convolvulaceae.
AGUAAUUAAUAAUAUUAUACUUCUUAUUAUCCAUAUUAUUCAUAAUAGCGUGUUAGGCAUUUGUCUCACAACUGCAAAUAAAAAAGUACUCUCUCCGUCCAUAAUAAAAAUUCUUGUUGCAAGUUACGUUGUUAGGUCCAUGCAAAUUUUAUGUUAUGUGCCUUGUAAAAUUAAGAAGAUCCAAUGAAACAGGGGAGAACGUGAAGACGAUGGCUCAAGGGGCAGCGGACAUUGGGAAGGGAGCAAUUUCAGGUGCGGUGAACAUUGCGAGGGGCGCCGCCACCGGCGCCGCCAACGUGGCUCAAGGCGCGGCGGAUGCCGUCAAGAACACCUUCGGCGCCGCCGGAGGACCCGCCAACCCCACCACCCUCCACUCCGCCAACGCCAAGUCUGCAGCCGAUAGGAGUUAAUUACUCGAUCGGGCAUGCAACUCAUUGGGAUACAUAUACUAUCAACAACGUAAGGUAUUCCAUAUUAUUAUUUCAAUUGAAUUGAUAAAUUGGUAAUAUGGAAGCAUACAACAAAGUUUGCUUUUUCACUUUUUCUUGGUUGUCUUUGGUAUUUUGAUAUCAGAGAAUGGUGUUCGAGUUAAUGCUGAUGAAAUUUAUUGCCAAUAUGCGUUGCCCACCUAAUGACACACUGUUCGAGGACGUCUGUAAAAAUUGUUGCAAUGUUAAAAACCAGCCUCAAUACAAGGGAUGUCACCUCUUUCAAGCUAAUGGCACUAUUAUAUGUUAAUCUCUCAUUUAUACUCAGUGAUGACCAUGCUACACUUACACCAAAAAAUAUACCCCAUUUGUACACCACAGGUUUGCACAAACAUUUCGAUGGUUUACACCGACACAAGUGUUGGUGCGUUAAUAAAAAUUCACACGGACACAAAUGUUGGUGCGUUUAACAAAAAUUAGUUUUACACCAACACAAAGUGUUGGUGCAAAACUGUGGGGUACAAAUUGGGGUACAAACCUUGGGGUACACAUAGCAUAAUCCAUAAAACAAAGUAGUUGUCACAAU